AUGCGUUGCAUCUAUUCCUUGGCGUAUUGGUUCGUCCUCAUCUUCGUCUCCAACGCGACUGCUGAGAAUCGGCAACAAGAUUCUACAGGCAUCUUGGACUUUAACCUAGUCUUUCCACGCAAUGAGUCGACGUUCGUUCCCUCUUUAAUGACGCCUUUUGUUUUCUCUUUCCGAAACCCCGAACUUAUUCCUACUCUUCAACCUUAUGCUAUCUACAAGAUCUACAAUUACAGUAAUACUAGCCAAUUUAUUUUUGAUGGCAGACUCGAUACUGGGCAAAUCAAUCUCUCAGCCAACCAUGAUCCUCACUUAGAAGUCCUUUACCAUCGGUACUUGGAUCUCGAAGGCAAAUGGCUUAUGACGCUUACUACUGGUGUUCUCAAUUGCGUCGAGGAUCGCGAUCACUACUACAACGAUUCGCACUAUAUUGACGCCAACUAUACCAAGAUCAACAUUACCUUCACUACGAAGGGCCCUUCAGGACAGGUCGACCUCGCUGCUGAGACAAGCGACAACAAUUGUUCAUCUCCUGUUGGACUCACCGCCGAUGUCCAAAACACGGUCAAGGUCCCGGAGGGGGAUGACCGCGCCGACGAGAUGGUAGCAGAGGUCUGCGCAGUCGAGCCUCUGGUAACUUUGGCAGAUAAGUGUAUCGCCGUGACCUCUGCGGCUGCAACAAGCAUCGCCGCCGAAAUGACUUGGCGGGUUUGCGGUAGCAUCCCCAACAGGUCGGAGAUUCCGGACAGUUGGGAUUGCGAGCCACUGGAUGGGAAAGAGGAUAGUAAAGGAGUGCAAAUUGCUUCUGGAGAGACCACAUUGCUCAUACCUCGCAUACUAGUUAGAAUGAUCGUAUACGACGAUAAAGAAUGGGUGUCUUGUAUGAGCCCCAGCACCAAAAAGGCGCGCGACGCUGUGUACAAGGGAUUCGGCAUGGGUGGCACGACUGACUGGGCCGUCGAUCUUCAGGAAUACCACGAUGUCCCCAGGCCCUCCAAGUCCUGGGCUAUCUUCAAAGAAGACGCAGCACGCGGUUAUGAUCCCAAGCUGGACAACGAGAGAACAGGCAACUGGACGGACCUCGACUGUAGCUCAGACGUCAACGAGCAUAUCAAAUUUAUGUCAGCACCUACCGCAUGGAGAGAAUCGGGCGCCAAUGGCGCCUGGAAAGAUCUCAUGAGAAUUUGGAAGGAUUUGGAUGAGGACAGGGGAUACACCCUGAGCAGGUCGAUCUCUCUGAAUCUCCACAUCACGCCGAGGCCCAAUUGCCAAUGGUUGAAUGACGGUCCGUUCAAUGAAAUAAUAGAGUGCAGCGAUAGGAUGAACGGCAAGUUUCCAGGACCAGCGGCAAAGUUCAUCUGGAAUUCCUGGGCCAGAAUUCACAAAAUGUAUAGCGACUACUACAAUGCAGUGCACGACGCGGCUACUUCCGUCUCCUUCGAUGUCGCCGACUUUGGCAACAAGUUUGCACCAAUCCCUGAAGCGGAAGACAAUACAUGGCUUUUUGUCAUGAUUGACCUUCUUACCUGGGGUACUUCUUCAAUUGCCGCUCCCUUCUUCAAUUCAUACCUCAAAAACCUUCCCUACUCUAAGGGCAAUCCGGCAAACCAUGACAAUGCCAAGGACACGACCAUGACUUUCAUUGGACAAAGCACAACUUUGGUGAAAGAUAUAAGAAGUGGCGUUAGUGCAGAAACUACGUGGACAGUGGGGAAGAGAGAUAGUUUCACAAGCUACAUGGGCCAGGUUCUCGAUGGAUGGCAAACGCUUGCUAAUGCUUCAGUAAACGAUCUUUUCAAUGGCUCUAAUCCUGCUUCACUCAAGAUACUUGAGAGUCUCAUUUCAGACGGGAAAAUGAUCGAAGCCGGCAUCGACGGCGAGGGGUCGAGUUUCGAGACGGAGGCUGUCCCGACUGGUAUCAACCUCAAGAAACACGUUGCAAAGACCUUCUAUGGAUAUAUCAUCCCUACAAUAUGGAGAGUCGCUGGUUAUUAUGCUUUCGUUCUUGACUCAGGUUACGAUUGUGACGCGGAAUAUCCUUCCGAGGACUACGUGAGCAAAGAAGCCAUGGAUGCUACCAGCACCUGUUAUGGCGAUCGACUUUACUACUUGGUCUACCCGAAAGAAGACGGCAUUGGAGGCUGUCAGAAGGAAUGUAACACGGGCGGUUCUUGCCCAGAUGUUUGCGCCUGGAGCAAGUUCAGGGCUCCACCGGGUAUCGAAGCCUUGGAUGGGACCAGGUUUGGAGGCAUGUCGGCACAGGAUAUCGUUGUCGGCCCCGAGCGCGCAUGGCAGUCGUGGGAUACGGCUGCCAAAGGCUCCAGCCCCUUCUACCCAUGCGAUAUCCCCCCCGGGCAGAGGUCAUGCAACAAGUCAACUUACAAGGACGACACGAGUAACGCAUCUCCGUUGGUGUCGGACUGCGAGGUUAUGAUCAAGAACUUUCAGAAUGACGGCUCGACCAAGUGGACAACACAGACAGCAGAUCUUCAGCACAGGGAGCUUGGACACUAUGGCACCUGCGCCUUUGGAGUUGAAGCGACAGAGCUCAAUGGAAACAUACACUUCCAUUUCGGUGGUGGGGACCUCAUCGAGGCCAUCAACACCUCUAUAAAGCAGUUUAAGAAGAAUGGCAAGAUCGGUGCGUCUGGUAAGGUUCUUUGUGCUGGUAAUACGGGUAUGACGCAGCCAGUCUUAUGGGGCAUCUACCAUACCUAG
Molecule: messenger RNA, 2715 nt
Organism: Fusarium coffeatum
Lineage: Eukaryota; Fungi; Ascomycota; Sordariomycetes; Hypocreales; Nectriaceae
Exons: 5
Coding region: 1-2715 (904 amino acids)
Source: RefSeq, a predicted model, not a curated record